AAUUAUUUAAAUGUUUUGGACAGGCUAAGUAAAGUUGCGUCGUCUCUAUUACGUGAUAAUAGUGCGGACAUAACUGAUCUCAGUGACCAAACCAGGCCUACAAAAGUGGCUGAGAAAUUGUCCGAGAUGUAUGACAACCAAUGGACAGAUGCGUUUGACAUUUUAGAACAGGAAAUGGAAGAGAAACAAGUGAUUCAUACAUUAUUAAACACUUUAAUGAUGGCAUAUGCUACGUGUCAGGAACUUUCGAGCAGAAAUUUCUUCGAAAGGGUCCAAAAAGCUAUUGAACUACCGACAGAGGCAGCUGAACUAUCGAAUACCAAAGUUGUCUUAUCAGACCAGCUUAAACAAGAAAUAAAGGAAUUCCGAAAGAACCGUGCCCCAUUUGUUAUACGUGAUGUUGUAAAGGUUGUUCGACCAAGAUUGCAGCUGGCUAAACAUCACUCAAAAGAACUGCAAGAAUAUGUUACAGCAUGCAUAGAGAUUGCAUGUUUGUGCGCUGUGCAAGAUCCCCCACUAGAGCUUGAUGCAAAAUUUACAGACAGAUUUGAUACCAACGUAUUCAAAGAUUUUACAAUACGUGGAGAAUUUGUUGACUUUAUGGUAUGGCCAGCAAUGUUUCUUCAUAAGGGCGGUCCUCUUCUUUCCAAAGGUGUUGCUCAAGGAAGAUGUGAUAAUCAGCCUCGUGAUGUACCUGAUCGUCCUAUUCCGGCUGAAACAAGAAAAGGUGGAUACAACACCCAAACAGGCACAUACACCCACAGACAUUUCUCAAACCAACCAAGACAGGAAAAUCAAGUAAACUAUCGUGACCAACAAUCCUAUCAGAAACCGGACAAUCAUAAGCAACAUCACUACAACAAAUCUAAAACUAUGUUUAUGCCAUCAAGAACAAGUGCAGCUAUGGAGUAUGGCCACACACGAAGGUAUCCCACUCAAUCAUCAGACAUUUAACAUUGUCUUUCAAAA
Ruditapes philippinarum (Manila clam) is the source of this 969-nucleotide messenger RNA. RefSeq lists its product as uncharacterized. The transcript is spliced from 4 exons. NCBI's taxonomy places the organism in Eukaryota, Metazoa, Mollusca, Bivalvia, Venerida, Veneridae. The coding region runs from base 127 to 954 and encodes 275 amino acids. The record is from RefSeq and is a predicted model, not a curated record.